AUGUCUGCCACCGCAGGAAAGACCAUCACUUGCAAGGCCGCCGUCGCCUGGGAGGCCGGUAAGCCCCUGAGCAUCGAGGACAUCGAAGUCGCCCCGCCCAAGGCCCACGAGGUCCGUAUCGAGAUCUAUUACACUGGUGUCUGCCACACAGAUGCCUACACUCUCUCCGGCAAGGACCCCGAGGGCGCUUUCCCCAUCGUCUUGGGCCAUGAGGGCGCCGGCAUCGUCGAGUCCGUUGGCGAGGGAGUCACUAACGUGAAGCCCGGUGACCACGUCGUCGCCCUCUACACCCCAGAGUGCCAGGAGUGCAAGUUCUGCAAGUCCGGCAAGACCAACCUCUGCGGCAAGAUCCGCGCCACCCAAGGCAAGGGCGUCAUGCCCGACGGCACCUCGCGCUUCAAGUGCAACGGUAUUGAUCUGCUGCACUUCAUGGGCACCUCCACCUUCUCCCAGUACACUGUCGUCGCCGACAUCUCCGUUGUUGCCGUCCAGCAAGACGCCCCCAUGGACCGCACUUGCCUGCUCGGCUGCGGCAUCACCACGGGCUACGGUGCCGCCAAGAUCACCGCCAACGUCCAGGAGGGCGACAAGGUCGCCGUCUUCGGCGCCGGUUGCGUCGGCUUGUCCGUCGUUCAGGGCGCAGUUGUCAACAAGGCCAGCCAGAUUAUCGUCGUCGACGUUAACCCUAACAAGGAGGAGUGGGCGAGGAAGUUCGGCGCCACCGACUUCGUCAACCCCACCAAGCUCGGGGACGAGUCCGUUGUUGACAGGCUCAUCGAGAUGACGGACGGCGGGUGCGACUUCACCUUCGACUGCACCGGCAACGUCAGCGUCAUGCGUGCCGCCCUGGAGGCCUGCCACAAGGGCUGGGGCCAGAGCAUCAUCAUUGGUGUCGCUGCCGCUGGUCAGGAGAUCUCCACGCGGCCGUUCCAGCUCGUCACCGGCCGCGUCUGGAAGGGCUGCGCAUUCGGCGGUGUCAAGGGCCGCUCCCAGCUUCCCGGUCUCGUAUCGGACUAUCUCAAGGGCGCCCUCAAGGUGGACGAGUUCAUCACGCACAGGAAGACACUGGGCGAGAUGAACAAUGCAUUCGAGACCAUGAAGCAGGGCGAUUGCAUCAGAGCCGUAGUCGACAUGCGCAAGUAA
Molecule: messenger RNA, 1143 nt
Organism: Colletotrichum navitas
Lineage: Eukaryota; Fungi; Ascomycota; Sordariomycetes; Glomerellales; Glomerellaceae
Product: chaperonin 10-like protein
Exons: 4
Coding region: 1-1143 (380 amino acids)
Biological process (GO): formaldehyde catabolic process
Cellular component (GO): cytosol
Molecular function (GO): S-(hydroxymethyl)glutathione dehydrogenase [NAD(P)+] activity; zinc ion binding
Source: RefSeq, a predicted model, not a curated record